Symbiodinium necroappetens is the source of this 1308-nucleotide messenger RNA. The record is from the annotation of a GenBank genome assembly. NCBI's taxonomy places the organism in Eukaryota, Dinophyceae, Suessiales, Symbiodiniaceae.
AUCUCAUGCCUGCUCAUGAUGUCUCUUGCCUUGGAGAAAAGCGGGAGCCGCAAGAAGAAGAAAACCAAGGAAUCCGACCGCGACCUCAACCUGCUUGGUUUUUCCGACUCCGACACCAGCGGCGGCGAGGAGGCUGGGCACCUGGGAAAAGGGAUGCAGGCUGUAGCCACGCUACACCGUCUGCACGAGAGCAUUCGGAAGCGGCCCCAUCGCCUCAUUCAGCAGUUCGAGGCCGAAGUGAUUCGCGAGCUCGGCGUGAUACCGGGCCAAUCGUGGACUCUAAACGACUGGGUGCGUCGGCAAAGCUGGGGCAAGUUCAAGGGGCUGCAGAGGACGGCGGUCCAGGACGUCGAGGUCUACGAGCUGCUCCGCAACGGCGAGUCGACGGCGGCAGCGGCGCAGGUGAUUCAGAAUCUCAAGAGCAAGGUCCAGUGCGUGCUUCAGGGCGGGGACUGGCAGACAGCGUGGCUGCUCACGGGCUUGGAGGACCCGCUGUCCAAGAAGGAGUUCGCGGGCUCCAAGCAGGAGAUGGCGAUCGUGUCUUCCUAUGUCAAGGCGCUCCACGACCUCAAGAAGAAGGUGAGAGAAGGCCAUGCAGCAGCAGGAGACGAGGACGGAGACGCCCAGGCGGGCGAGCAGAUUGUGCAUCCUGCCUUGCUUUAUGGGAAUUCAAGGUUUAUUUCUUAUGUGAGUUGGUUUGAGGGUGCCCAAAGUUUUCUGCUGGAGCGGUCCGGCGACGAUGUACCACUCUUUCCGAGUGCCCUGCCCUUCCCGGAAGUGAUGGAGACGGCGGGACUUCAACUGGAUGCUCCGGGUGCGGUGGCUUGGUGGUCCAGGGCCUUCGUGAAUACGUUUGUGGCCUGGGGCAACUUUGUCACUUUGGGGUGUCCGGCUGAAGGGGCGGGCGCAUACGAGCCGCGAGUGAGCUACAGAUGUGUGGCGGAGGCCCGAGCCUUUGCCACGGAGCUCCUCGGCGAGGUGGAGGAAUUUGCCGCUUUGGAUCUGAUCUUGGGACGGUUAGGUUGCCUUGGGAAGCGAGGUUGUAUAGAGGAGCUGCUCAAACAGAUUCGUCGUAGGGCCUUCGUGAAUACGUUUGUGGCCGCCCAGGUGCCGGGGAAAGUUUCGACUGCCCUUCCGGUGGUCCCUUCGCGUGUGGCCCUGCCGCCCAAGGCGGGGCAGGUGGAUCCUUGCGAAUGGCUUCCUCCCGAGCGUGCGGCUGUCUUGCAGGACUUGGGCCGCCUUAGGCGGGCCGAAGAGGACUGGAGUGACGUGCCCCUGGCAUGCCACAGAGUGGAGCCGAGCGAGGAG